AUGGGCCGGGGACCACAGUGGACAAGGUGGCAUGUUUGUGGCGGCACUCACAGGAGUGCUGACGGUUUGGAUCAGACAAAUAGGUGCAUGACAAGGGCUCGUCUCACUCUGGUGCUAGCAUAG
Messenger RNA from Spirodela intermedia, 123 nucleotides. The record is from the annotation of a GenBank genome assembly. Lineage: Eukaryota; Viridiplantae; Streptophyta; Magnoliopsida; Alismatales; Araceae.